CCCCUUUCAGCGCUUCAGUGAUACUGCGUGUCAGCGGUGGACAACGGUGCAAAAAUAAGCUCUAGCCGUAAACGGAAAGCGACGGUGACGGCAGCCCAUGUAACUUUAAAAGCGAAAGCGGAGGGAGGUGAAUUUAGUAGCCGGAAUCCCGCACUCUUCGUCGGGCUGCGUCGGAGCGUCCCACCAGAGGAACUUAACGUUACGCUGAGAUUUGUCGAGCACGUUGUUGCGGUCUCCGUGUAAAAAGCAGCAGAAGAAGAAGCAGCAGCAGCAUCAUUCCUUUGGACUUCGAGGUAAAGUCUGUCGUUUCCUGAACUUGACCGGCGCGCGUUUGUUGUGCGAAGGACUCUUCUUGCGACACGUGAGGAAAGUUCUCGCUUUCUUCGCACGAAAGCUUAAACUUUGCUGCCUCCGGUUAGACGGGACUCGGGAGGCGAAGAAGGAUAUUUGAAAUCUCUGUUGACUCGCAGGACGGUUUGUCUGAAACCGCGUGUCGCCUUUAACGCGCUGAAGCGAGGACGAGUCAGGUUGGUGGUUUUGAAUUCACGAGUCUCGAGUUUCUGCCGCCCUGGCCAGUGAUAUUAACGCGUGAAUUUGACCUGGGAUAAGUUGUCAACAAGAGGCAAACUGGCAGGUGUAUAAGUACAUUUACAUGCAUGGGCAUACGUAUAUCUCGCUGCACUAUAAAUAGAAGCUCGUGCUUAGGUAUUAAACCCUGGGCACUCGUCUUCAGUCGUUUUCAUCGUAAUCCCAGCGAAACCCACGCGUGUCGCUUUGGCUGUUAGGGUAGGUGUCGUCGCAUGGACUGACAUGGCCACCGAUCUCGCCAUGAGCGCAGAUUUGCCCAACAGCCCCCUGGCUAUUGAAUAUGUCAACGACUUCGACCUCAUGAAGUUUGAAGUCAAGAAAGAGCCUCCGGAGGCCGACCGCUAUUGCCACCGCCUGCCCCCGGGCUCGCUAUCCUCCACUCCAAUCAGCACACCCUGCUCCUCGGUGCCUUCCUCGCCCAGUUUCUGUGCCCCCAGUCCCGGAUCGCAGCCCGGGCAGAACCUCGGAAAUGGCGUCAGCAACAACAACAGCGGCAACAACAACAACAACAACAACCAAGGCUCCUCGGGCAAGCCGCAGCUGGAAGAUCUCUACUGGAUUCCCAACUACCAGCAUCACAUCAGCCCGGAGGCCCUCAACCUGACGCCCGAGGACGCGGUGGAAGCGCUAAUCGGCAACGCGCACCACCACCACCACCACCACCAGCCCUACGAGGGAUACCGCGGUCAGCAGUACGUCGGAGAAGACCUCUCGACGGCCACGAACGGCCACCACCACCCGGUGCACCACCACCACCAUCACCACCACGGCCACCACGCGCACGCGCGCCUCGAGGACCGCUUCUCGGACGAGCAGCUGGUGAGCAUGACGGUGCGCGAGCUCAACCGGCAGCUAAGAGGCUUCAGCAAAGAAGAGGUGAUCCGUCUCAAGCAGAAACGGCGAACCCUGAAGAACCGCGGCUACGCUCAGUCGUGCCGCUACAAGCGCGUGCAGCAGCGCCACAUGCUCGAGAGCGAAAAGUGCACGCUUCAGAGCCAGGUGGAGCAACUCAAGCAAGACGUGGCGCGUCUGAUCAAAGAGCGGGACCUGUACAAGGAGAAGUACGAGAAGCUCGCGAGCCGAACCUUUAACGGCGGCGGCAACGGAGGCGGCAACACUCGGGACCCGUCCAACGGCACUCACGGCAAAACCACUUCCACGGAAUUCUUCAUAUACUGCACGGACCCUUCUACUUCAUAACACCUCCGCUCUAAACAUGGGAUCACGCAUAGCCUCCAAAGACCCAUCAGUUUUGGAUUCUGUAAAUUAGUGGGGUUUUUUUCUUUCUCUCUUUAGUUACACGCUAACUGCAAUGUCCGACGUGUUUAAAGACACACAGCCGCUUUCUUAAUUUAUUUCAUUUUUAUCAUUUGAUUCUUUUUUUUUGUCUUAACGGAUCGACGAGUCUUAAUGGCGAUGAGAACACGCGGGAAACGGAACUUCAGCCUGUGAAGGGACUUUGCAAGGAACGACGCUAAUAUUAAAACGCUUACAAGCGAGAACGGGAGACAGCAAUACACCCUUGACUUUUCUCGGUCGUGAACUGAUGUUGAGGGGACUUGUGAACUUUUGAGGGCCCUCGAGCAUUGCUCAAGUCUGCAUUACCCCACCAAUCCUGCAUGCGGGACAUGUAUGGUACUCCAAACGCGCCAGGUCUCUCUCUCUCUCUCUCUCUCUCUCUCUCUCUCUCUAUCUCUCUCUCUCUUCCUCAUACAGCACUUGGAUGAAAAGCAUGGCCCUUAACCACUCUUUCUCCUCCCUUUUUUUCAUUUCUUCUGCUCGACACAGACCGUGUAUGCGAAGGAACUCGCGCGUACCCGCGAAAUCACACGAAAGCCGUUCUCGCAUUUCUUUCCUAUCGUUUAAAAGUACAGAAUAAGAAAAAAAACACCACAGAACUGAGCCAGAGUUAUUUAUUCCCACUUGUACAUAUGUAGAGGUCAAAUGGUGUGUUAAUUUAACGUUCUUUUUUUUAAAAAAAAGUCCUUUUUGCUUGAUUAUUUAAAACGUCUUAAUACGAUGUUUGUAUGUAGUAGCAUGCAAAUGACAAAGAUACUCUCAUCCUAUCGAAUAUGUACGAUUUCAAAGGAAGCCUACUGCACUACGAUUCGAAGAAUUGGGAUUUCUAUAACAUUUCUUUUCCUCUGUGUUAAUCGAAUUGCUGUUACGGUGGACAUAGCUAGUCGAUCUAAAGUGCAUAUAAACACAAGGACUUUUAAUUGCUGCUAAUAUUCUAUGCACCAAAUUCGAAAGCAAUUAACAGAAGCUCUGAUCAUGUGAAUUUUGUACUUCAAAAUAAAUAAAGGUAUGUAAUAUACCGGUUAGAUACGGAUAUCAAAAAUAACUAAGAUCGUCUCUUCGAGAUUUUUUUAAAUAUAUAUAUAUAUAUAUAUAUAUAUAUAUAUAUAUAUAUAUAUAUAUAUAUAUAUAUAUAUAUAUAUAUUUGUCUUAAUAACCGGGAUGAUGAACGACAUAAAACUUCAGAUAUAUGACAACCGUCGUUCGUAGGGCAAGAAUGGUUGUUUUAACUUUUUAUGACAUAAUAAAACUGUAGCAUACUCUGUAUAAAGCAGUUGCCUAUUGUUUUGCAUUACAACAUUGGGACGAUAAUAGGCUUCCGACCAUACCGAAAUACACUACAGGUAGAUGUCCCGAGAUUAAACGACAGCACCGGGGGGGUUUGUGUGCAAACUUUCUAAUCAUGCGCAUUUGAGCUUGAAAUAUAGUCCAUCUUGUUCAGGCUAAAUGAAGAAGUUGCCAAAGUGGAUUAUCUAAUGCACGUAAAUUGUCUUAAAUCAGUUUUUUUUUUUAAUUCUCUCCGACCUGUGUAUGCUUAGUUUCCUAACAGAUCUAUCGGCCAGACUCCUAAAAAUAAGGUCUCCCAAGUAUCUGCUUGAUGUCUCUCACCCGAAAACCACUGUUGACAUUGAUUAAUUUAUUUCGUUGAAAUGAUGAAUUAUGAUACAGUUCGUUAUGAAGCAAUCUCUCUGUCUGUCGGUCUAAUUUGAGGCACAGCGGCUCGGGGUUACAUAACCACACGUGCUGUCACGCGUGCUGUCUUAUGUAAAAAAAGAAAUAAAUAAAAUGGAAAAAAGGAAAAAAAAAACUGUACAUAGCCUAUAAUUUCUAUAUAUUUAUCGAAAUUAUAAAUGUCCUUACGUGUCCGUAAGUCCAAACCAAAAUGUUUCGAAAUGGAAUGUUGUUCAGAAUCUUGUUUUCAUAAUGUUUAAUAAAAACUCCUGUCAAAUG
Messenger RNA from Puntigrus tetrazona (Sumatra barb), 3837 nucleotides. RefSeq names its product v-maf avian musculoaponeurotic fibrosarcoma oncogene homolog Aa (gene mafaa). Gene Ontology annotation, cellular component: nucleus. Lineage: Eukaryota; Metazoa; Chordata; Actinopteri; Cypriniformes; Cyprinidae. Gene Ontology annotation, molecular function: RNA polymerase II cis-regulatory region sequence-specific DNA binding; DNA-binding transcription factor activity, RNA polymerase II-specific. The transcript is spliced from 2 exons. Gene Ontology annotation, biological process: regulation of transcription by RNA polymerase II. The record is from RefSeq and is a predicted model, not a curated record. Bases 811 to 1788 code for a protein of 325 amino acids.